AGUGAGAAGCGACUGCCAAUGUCGGACUACUCACUUCGUCAAUAAAUUUGUAGUUUUUUAUUUUACAAUAGGAUUUUUUUUCAAUGUUCGACACAAUGGCAAACAAUUUCACAGACGAGAGCGGCCCGAUGGCCUAUCCAUUCAAAAUGGUCUCCCAGGAAAUAACGGAACACAUGCUAGGAUGGAACGUUCCAGCAGAACAUCAGGACAUGGUCCACGACCACUGGAGGAGCUACCCAGAUGUCAGCAAGUACUGGCACUACUGCCUCGCACUUAUUUACACCAUGCUCUUUGUGCUCUCAAUCUCUGGCAAUGGAAUUGUAGUUUGGAUAUUCAGCACUUCAAAAUCACUGCGAAGUGCAAGCAACAUGUUUAUCGUUAACUUGGCGUUAUUCGACCUGGUGAUGAUGGUUGAAAUGCCAUAUCUUAUUGCCAACUCGUUCACCGGAAGGAUGUUGGGUUGGCAGACGGGAUGUAAUCUGUACGCAGCUAUUGGCUCCGUGUCUGGUAUUGGAGCUGCCAUCACCAACGCAGUCAUCGCCUUCGACAGAUACAAAACAAUUUCAUGCCCCAUCGAUGGCAGAAUCAACAAAGUCCAGGCCUUAAUUAUGAUCACUUUCACGUGGUUCUGGACUGUGCCAUUCACAGUAAUGCCCUACUUCCAAAUCUGGGGAAAGUUUGUUCCCGAGGGUUUCCUGACCACCUGCUCCUUUGAUUUCUUCACUGACGAUCAAGACACAAAGGUUUUCGUCGCUUGCAUCUUCACUUGGAGCUACGUUAUACCGAUGACGCUUAUCUGCUUCUUUUAUUCUAAACUCUUCAGUGCUGUUCGCCUUCACGAGAAAAUGUUGCAAGAGCAGGCAAAGAAAAUGAACGUAAAAUCACUAGCGUCCAACAAGGAAGAUGCCAGCAAGAGCGUUGAGAUCAGAAUCGCGAAGGUCGCUUUCACAAUCUUCUUCCUUUUCGUCUGCGCUUGGACUCCUUACGCCAUUGUUGCAAUGAUCGGAGCUUUUGGAGACAGGUCUCUGUUGACUCCGAUUGCAACCAUGAUUCCUGCCGUCUGCGCCAAGAGCGUUUCCUGUAUCGACCCUUGGGUUUAUGCGAUCAACCACCCAAGAUACAGGGCUGAGCUAGAGAAGCGUCUUCCAUGGAUGGGUGUUCGUGAGCCAGCUCCGGAGACACAAUCAACUAACGCCAGUACAGCCACGUCCCAGUCUCAGCCAGCUGAAGCGUAAAUCUGGUACCAAAUACGACAAUACAGCAUUCACACGGACUCCUGAUGAAGCGAUGCAACAUGUACAAACAUUAUUAAGAUUCUAAGAGACUAUUUAGCUGGCAUUUUGAAUGUAACGAACUUGUUAUUAAGUUUAUUCAAUUGAAAAAAUGUGAGCAUAAUACGUGUUAAUACAGUUGCAUCAUUAGGAUAAAAAGCGCAAGAAAACAGAAUCCGAUGUAUUUUUAUAAGCAGAGAUUGGAGCGUGUUGCAUAACAUUUAUUUGUAGAUAUUUAUUUAAAAUUUACAUUAGUUGUAAUAGAGAAUGUAAGCGUUCUUUGAACUCAUUUAUAUUUAGAAGCAUCGGAUCAAAAAUAAAAAAAAAAUAACUGGACUGAACACGACGACUAUGGCGAAAUUGUUUGUAAGCAAAUAAAUCUGUUAACAGAGA
Molecule: messenger RNA, 1664 nt
Organism: Leptidea sinapis
Lineage: Eukaryota; Metazoa; Arthropoda; Insecta; Lepidoptera; Pieridae
Gene: Rh5
Product: opsin-3
Exons: 8
Coding region: 84-1235 (383 amino acids)
Biological process (GO): G protein-coupled receptor signaling pathway; visual perception
Cellular component (GO): membrane
Molecular function (GO): G protein-coupled receptor activity
Source: RefSeq, a predicted model, not a curated record